This is a messenger RNA of Drosophila eugracilis, 984 nucleotides long. RefSeq lists its product as uncharacterized. The transcript is spliced from 2 exons. The record is from RefSeq and is a predicted model, not a curated record. The coding region runs from base 208 to 984 and encodes 258 amino acids. Gene Ontology annotation, molecular function: sequence-specific DNA binding. Lineage: Eukaryota; Metazoa; Arthropoda; Insecta; Diptera; Drosophilidae.
UUUCCAUUUUGAACUUUGCCACAUUUCCUUAUUAAGUCUUAUAUAAUUUGGAAACAUACCAAAACUUUCAAAAAAAAAUUUGGCAACCAACUUCCAGCCAGCCUUUGAUCUUGACCCAAAUUAACCCUUUGAAACGCCUACCAACACUUGUUGCUUUCUCCAUUUCACCUACCAGCAUUUCCCUAACCAAAUCAAUUGCCAAAAAAUAUGAAAAAUAGAAAUCUUCGCUGUGUCGUGACAAAUUGUUUUGAGAGUGGUGAGCAGGAUAGCAGGUCCAUGUACAAGUUUCCCAUAAAUCCGGUUAUCAGACAAAAAUGGAUGGAGAAUAUAGGCCUUGUGAAAGACAUUAACUGGUUUAAUACUCGCGUCUGUAGGCGUCAUUUUGAGACACAGUGUUUUGGUAAGACUAAAGUUUAUUCAUGGGCAGUUCCCACACUGUUUUUGGGUGAAAAACGGGUUUUGCACCAUGGUUUUAAAUCAAAAAAGAACAAUUUUGUCCGGAAAUGUUGCGUCAGGAAUUGUCCUUCACGUUCACCUCCGGAUAGAUUGCAUUUCUUUCCCUCGGAUCCCAAUCUUCGCAGGGAGUGGAUGGAUAUUUGUCACCUUGAGAUGGACCUCAAAUGGCUUUUUAUUUGCGGCAGACACUUUCGACGACAUUAUCUUCCCAAUAGCAAUGGCAACCUCAAAAAAGAUGCCAUACCAGAGCUUAAUUUAGGAACAGAAGGCGAAGAUCCCCUGGGAAAGUGCAUUAAGAGCAAAAAAUCGUCUCCUAAAAGAAGUAAAUUGUGUACCAAGAGCGAUGACUCGGGCAUCGACGAAGGAAGCUCCAAGAAGAGUAGUCCACCUGAUCCUUGUUCUAACUGUCUUGAUCUUAAACAACAAUUGGCAUCUGCCCUUCUUCAAAUUCAGCAGCUAGAGGAAACUCAGCAGGCUAAAUCAGACAGUGAUGAGGAGGAAGAGUACAUUUUCAUGCUAAUGAAGUAG